UAACUCGCUGUGGAUGGGCCAUCUGUCCCCAUGCUGGCAGAGAGCUGUCAGUGACGCAGGCCCUGCAUCUCUGAGGCCUUCCAUUAAGGGCACAUUGUCACUAGGAAUGAUGGCAGAAGUCUCCCCAGAGACAGUCAGCCAGGACUUCAGAGCCAUCUCCACAAAAUGUGGCCUGGAACCUUCUCAAGACUUAAUUUUCUGGACAUGGAGAAUGAACUGUAGGUGAGGAGAAGUUUCGGAUCCAUGAAUUUACCUCAGGGAAAGUUGCAGAUGAGGCUCUUCCAGCCAUGGUCGGGUAGCCCGGUCCUGAGGGCCUCUGCCCUGGCUGCCGCUGGAGUCCUGGGGGGGAGACGGCAGAGCUGGGUGUCGCACCCCAUGGGGCCGGUUACCUGCCGCAGAGACAGGACCUCAUGAUCAGAGGAGGCCGGUGUCCAGACCACACUGCCUCUGGGGAGCAAAGGACUGUGAACUGUUGGGGCCCCAACGGUACAGAGAGACCAAGCUGGGCGCUCGAGGUAGAAACUGCAACGUGUGCUCUUCUGACCCAAGACGCGCUCUGUGACCUUGCCACUGCAGCCACAGGAGGCCACCUUCGUCUGCGGUGGGCACCCUGCAUCUAUCUGGGCCUUCAUCCACCACACCGACCCUCUGGGGCUCCGUGGUGAAUGCUCCACCAUGUCUCAACCCCCAACGUCUCAGGUACUGAGGGGGCAUGGCAAUGAGGUAAUGAGGCCACCUACUAGCGGGUAGCAUGAGGGUCUUGGGACCUGUGGGGUUCCACUCGGAAAUUAGCGCCUGGGCAGGCGGCCCUGCACCCCGGGAGCUUAUUGCCACGGCACAGAAGCCUUGCUGCACUGCCAAGAGACUGCCCCAGCUCUGCCCAGCAGCGUCCUGUGUGCUUCAAACACCGCCAUCAUGAGCCACCAGGCAGCUCCGUGGGGUCAAGGCCUGAAACUCAACUGGAAGUUGCCUCGCAGGCUCCCUGAAGUCAGAGUCUGGUUCCUCUCCACUCCUCUGAACUGCGCUGACGAGAGCCUCCUAACACCUGCCUCUUCUACACAACAGUGGAGACUUCCCUUUGGAAGAUCCUAGAAGCACAGCAGGUCACCUGGAUGUCAGCAUGGCAGCCACGAACCUGGAGAACCAGUUGCAAAGUGCCCAGAAGAACCUCCUGUUCCUGCAGCGGGAGCAUGCGGGCACGCUGAGGGGGCUACACGCGGAGAUCAGGCGGCUGCAGCAGCACUGCACGGAUCUGACAUAUGAGUUGACACUGAAGAGUUCUGAGCCGACAGGAGACGGCUCUUCCAGAAGCGCUGAGCUGAAGAGACGAUGUGAGGACCUGGAGGCCCAGCUGAAGGCCAAGGAGGAUGAGAACAGGCAGCUGCUAGAGGAGCUGGGGCAGAAGAGCGCCCUGAUGGCGGUGCUGGAGAACACCCUCAAGGAGCGGGAGAAGAAGUACCUGGAGGAGCUGAAGGUGAAGAGCCACAAGCUGAGCCUGCUGUCGGCCGAGCUGGAGCAGCGCGCCAGCACCGUGGCAUACCUGACAGCGCAGCUGCACGCUGCCAAGAAGAGGCUCCUGAGCUCCAGUGGCACCUCAGACGCCAGCCCAGCUGGAGGCACCCCGCUGGCCAGCUACAAGCCCGCGCCCCCCAAGGACAAGCUGCCCGAGACACCGCGCCGCCGCAUGAAGAAGAGCCUCUCCACCCCGCUGCACCCCGAGUUCGAGGAGGUCUACAGACUGGGGGCCGAGAGCCGCAAACUCCUCCUGCGCGAGCCUGUGGACGCCAUGCCUGACCCCACCCCGUUCCUGCUGGCCCGGGAGGCGGCCGAGGUCCAGCUCAUCAAGGAGCGGCCGCUGGUCAUCCCGCCCAUUGCCUCGGACCGCGCGGCAGGCGGGCAGCACAGCCCAGCCCGCGAGAAGCCGCACAAGGCCCACGUCGGGGUGGCCCAUCGCAUCCACCAUGCCAGCCCCCCACAGCCCCAGCCAGAGGUGGAGACGCUGGCCGUGGACCAGGUGAACGGAGGCAAGGCAGUGCGGAAGCACUCAGGGACGGACAGAACUGUGUGACCGUGGCCCGCACUGUCCACGCACCAUGAGCGCCACAGGGAACCCCACCGCACCUUUUUCUUUACCUCCCACGCAUGCCAAAUUGUUUUCAGACCUGUCCACCAACUCUCCUGCUCCUCCUGCCCCACGCUGCAGACGCCACAAUACGACCGUGUCCUUGCUGCAGAAUGCAUAAUCUACUAACGCUGUGGCCACCACCCACGUGCCCAGCCGCUUGCUUCCAAGCCCACUCCGUGUCGUCCAGGCGCACUCGUGGACAGGCACCGGCCACAGGAUGCACACUGCGCCACGUCCUCGGAGCAGACGGGCACGCGCCUGAGUGUACAGCCAGCCACGCACAGCGACCUCAACCACCCUCCAGGGCAGCCCGUGGAGCAGCCGCUCCCUCUGGAGACCCCGCACCUCCCUCCUCCUCCCCCGGGUGGCACUCGUCACCGAGCAGCUGUAUGUAGAUGUCCAAAGGAACUAAAUAAGAUGACGUUGCUCUUCAUGUCACCACAACCUGAAUGUGUGUUCAUAUUUUUUGUUAGUCUUACCCAAAAUGUUCCAGAUCCCAACAAACUUUAUUUUCUAAACCUGC
This is a messenger RNA of Marmota flaviventris (yellow-bellied marmot), 2648 nucleotides long. It is a transcript of the gene Ccdc92, whose product is annotated as coiled-coil domain containing 92. Lineage: Eukaryota; Metazoa; Chordata; Mammalia; Rodentia; Sciuridae. Gene Ontology annotation, cellular component: centriole. The record is from RefSeq and is a predicted model, not a curated record.